Panicum hallii is the source of this 994-nucleotide messenger RNA. RefSeq lists its product as uncharacterized. The coding region runs from base 309 to 767 and encodes 152 amino acids. The transcript is spliced from 2 exons. Lineage: Eukaryota; Viridiplantae; Streptophyta; Magnoliopsida; Poales; Poaceae. Gene Ontology annotation, molecular function: electron transfer activity. The record is from RefSeq and is a predicted model, not a curated record.
CCGGCGAGCUCCGUCGUCGAGCCACGGAGCGCCGGUCAACUUGGCGCCAUCAUUACGCGACGCGCGCGUCCUGACCGAUCAAGCAAGUCGGACGCUUGGACUCUGGUCGACCCACCCUCCUGCUCGGCUCCUAUAUAUACCCGCUCGGCGUCGCGCCAUGCCAUGCCAGCCACAACCCGAGCGUCCAAUCAGCUAGCAAGUGUAGAGCGGCUGACUGAGUGCGCGCUUGGGCUAGCUUGCAGUGUGCGUGUGACACGCUAUAGCUAGCUUUGUCUGUUCGGUUGAGGCGGCGAGAGCACCUGAGAUCCAUGGCGGCGGAGGCGAGGAGGAGCAGCGCGGCGCUCGUGGCCGCGGCCGCCGUCGUCGUGGCGCUGCUGGCGCUGGCGCCCGAGGCGUCCCGGGCGGAGCGGUUCGUCGUCGGGGACGCGGCGCGGUGGACGUGGGGGUACAACUACACCGACUGGGUCAUCAGGAAGGGCCCCUUCUUCCAGAACGACACCCUCGUGUUCAUGUACGACCCGCCGAACGCGACGGUGCACGCGCACAGCGUGUACAUGAUGCGGAACGCCGCGGACUACCAGUCGUGCAACCUCAAGGCGGCCAAGCUGGUGGCCGGCGUCAUGCAGGGCGCCGGAUCGGGCUUCGAGUUCGUGCUCAGGAAGCGCAAGACGCACUACUUCGUCUGCGGGGAGCGCGGCGGCAUCCACUGCACCAUGGGGCAGAUGAAGUUCAUCGUCAAGCCCAAGAGCUCUGCAUGCCGCGACUGACCAGCCCGGCGACCCGGUUGGCGUCCUGGCCUUUCUUCUGCAUGCCCCCUUCUUUGAUUCCUGUUCAAAUCGUUGCUCCUUCGUGCUUGUAAGUUAUUGAUUGAUGUAUUUACGCGGCGGGCGUUGUUGCGUGGUGUAUUCAGUUACGGGUGUAUUUGUAGUGUCUGCUACUUAUGCAUGAAUGGUUGGCUGAAUAAAUUAAAAGGAGCGUCUUAGUGAGUUGUCAA